Molecule: messenger RNA, 1051 nt
Organism: Glossina fuscipes
Lineage: Eukaryota; Metazoa; Arthropoda; Insecta; Diptera; Glossinidae
Gene: MED11
Product: mediator of RNA polymerase II transcription subunit 11
Exons: 3
Coding region: 438-965 (175 amino acids)
Biological process (GO): regulation of transcription by RNA polymerase II
Cellular component (GO): mediator complex
Molecular function (GO): transcription coregulator activity
Source: RefSeq, a predicted model, not a curated record
AUAGCUUGCAACAAGAAAAGAAAAUAACUGUAUUCAGAAACUUAAUGAUAUGAUACUCAUGUGUGUAAAAUGAAUACAAAAGAUCUGAAAAAAGUGUCAUGUGUUGUGAAUAAAGAGAGAACAGAGUUGCUUUCAAUAAAUAGUGAAAAAGCACCGUAUCAAUUCUGUUAAAUGAAUAAAUGGUGUAACACCGUACCAAUUCUGUUUAAUUUUCUGGGCAAGACGAUGAUGUCUUCAACCGUUUUCGGUUUUUCUACCCCACUGUCGUUUAAGCACCAAUGGGCAUAUGUUUUGAAACUCCAAAGAUGAACAUAUGCUUUUUCUCUAUUCAUCAAUUUCCUUUUACAAUGAGCCAUACUCUAAAAAUAUUGGAAACCCUGGCAAUAUAAAUAGAGGUCACAAAAAUAAUAUUUUCUUAGCGGUUUAAAAACCUUAUAAUGAAUCCUUUAGGAAAAAUUCAGGUUCUGGAUGAUAUCGAAAAGGAAAUAAUUCAAUGUCUACAAAGUGCUGGUCAAACCCUCCAAGAGUUAAGUAAAGAGAAAUCAUCCCAGAAAAAUGCCGAGACACAAACUCAGCAAUUCUUGAAGUCCCUUUCAAGUUUGGAAUCAAAACUAACAGAACAAAUCAGUUAUUUAACCCAGGUGUCUACAGGACAACCUCAUGAAGGUUCUGGAUACGCUUCAGCUAAAGUUUUACAAAUGGCUUGGCAUAGAAUAUCUCACGUACGUUCUAGAGUAAGAGAAUUAGAAGAAACAAAGGCAAAAUAUACACAUGCUGCGAGGCAACAGCAACAGCAGAGACAACAACAGCAUGCGGCAGCCGCAGCAGCUCAACAGCAGAUUGCUCAACAACAGCAGCAGCAACAGCAACAACAACAAUCUCAUCUGCAGGACAACGCCGGUGGGAGCUUAACAACAAGCGGAGCUAUAAAUCAGGAUAUCAACAUAAACCAACAAACAUCGUGAACUUGGAAUUGUUAAAAAAGUUUUUUUUGUAUAAAAGUGAUAAAGUAUUAUAGUGAGUUUAAUAAGGUGUUUCUAGUUUUAACCUA